Molecule: messenger RNA, 330 nt
Organism: Symbiodinium natans
Lineage: Eukaryota; Dinophyceae; Suessiales; Symbiodiniaceae
Source: the annotation of a GenBank genome assembly
AUGAUCGAACUGCUGGCGGCCAGCUUCACAGGUGAUGCGUUUGCCUACGAGGUCCGUGACGAUCCAUCGACCGGCCCAACGCAGCAUGGAGAGCUCAUCCUGGCACUUGACCCCGAGGUGUGCUCACGCUCAGGUGGGCGUGCUGCCUUCCUGGACAGGGUAGAGGCUCUGCUGCAAAUGGUCGAGGCCGAAUGCAAAGAGGCUGAGGCCUCUGCAAGAGUUAUGCGGUUGCCAGCACAGCGGAGAUGGGAAGCUCGGAAGAGGACGCCUCAGGAGGGCUUCGACAUCGACAAGGAUUUGCUCGACAAGUGCAAGGCUUUGUGUGAGUGA